This is a messenger RNA of Spinacia oleracea (spinach), 2875 nucleotides long. RefSeq lists its product as uncharacterized. The transcript is spliced from 7 exons. Gene Ontology annotation, molecular function: chromatin binding. The record is from RefSeq and is a predicted model, not a curated record. The coding region runs from base 501 to 2477 and encodes 658 amino acids. NCBI's taxonomy places the organism in Eukaryota, Viridiplantae, Streptophyta, Magnoliopsida, Caryophyllales, Amaranthaceae.
ACUUUAUGACUAUGAUGUCUUACUAGUUCUAUUCUAGGUAGAACAAAAUUGAAACAAAAGAUUUGGUUGGCAAAUGUGAAAGUGUAACGCGGCUGAGCACGCUCACUCUCAAAGGGUCAAAGAAACACAAGACUCAAUCAAGGCUUCCGCCACCAAACAAGGUUCAUACUCAAUCCCUGCAACUCCGCUACUGCCGCCGGAACGGCGGAACACCCCCAGACGACGUCACGAGAAUCACUCUUCCUUGCCUGAAAGAUACAACCUCACAAAGUUGAUCUUGAAUGGUAAUAAAUCACAUGAAUUUCCCUCUCUCAUACCCCUUUCUCUUCCUUCCUCCAAUUUAGCACCACUCUCCUAGCCGCCCCCCUCUUUUUUUUUUUUAAUCCACCCACACCGCCGUCGCCUCCUCCCUCCACCACCUUCUCUGCCUCCUCAUUCGGCGUCUUCUGUGUCGUUCUCCACUUCCUUCCCUCAGGUGGGGGUUAACUUUGGGAGGAGAGAUGUUGACGAAGAAUGAGGGAUUUCUGUCGUGGGAGGAACGGAUUAUUUCACAGGACAAAGGAAACCGUGUUGUCCACUAUUAUCUUACUCACUCUGUGGAUGAUUCUGUCCUGGCUAUUAAAGGCACUGAGAGGAGUGUCCGGCACAUGAUCUAUGUUGUUUCUGACACUUUUGUGGAGGACUAUGGUACUCUCUGUAAGGUUAAUGCCGCUACGAAAUGGCGGUCUCGAAGAGAGGUUGUUGAUUGGCUCACUAAGCUUGUCUCCAAACAUCAGCCACCGCGGUCCGAAUCCUUGGCUUGUGGUCAACCUGUUAAUGACCGGAUACGUGGAUCAAGUGGUUCUCUGAUUUCUCAUUCCCCCGUGAUGCUUCCUAGGAAGUUGAAGACCCAAAUUUCUGAUAUUGUGUGGAAUGGAGUAGGUUGGUCUUGUUCCAAAAAACUCAUGCAUUAUCCUUCCUUUAUCCGGACAGGGAUUACCAUUUCCGUGCAUUCUUUUGUAUUCAUCAUGGCUGCAGAAGGAAACCAUUACCUUGGUUACUUAGAAGACAUGUAUGAGGACAAAAAAAGACAAAAGAGGGUUAAAGUGCGGUGGUUUCAUCGCGACGAGGAAGUCACAGGUCUAGUGUCUCUGCUGGAUGCCCACCCUAGAGAAGUUUUUAUUACACCUCAUGUUCAAGUGAUUAAUGCAGAGUGCAUUGGUGGGCCUGCUUCUGUCUUAACUCCCAAACAUUAUGAGCAAUGUGUGGCUAUUCUUCCACAGUCUAUCUUAUGUAGGGUACAUUUGUGCUUCAGACAAUUUAAAAAUGAUCAGAUCAGACCUUUCACUGUAAGCAAAUUACUGGGUUAUCGUAAUCAAGCGGUUUUAUCCUGUAUAGAUCAUCUUCUUUUCUCAAAGAAAAAGACCAAGGUGCGUAAGUUUAGUUGGAAUCAGCAGGACUAUUCUACCAUAAGGGAUCACAUUAAACAAGGUUGUAAAAGAAAAAGACUUGACGAGGGGAAAAAUGGAGACAUCAAAGUAAGGGCUCGUAGAAGAGCUGAGACGAGUCGGUUAGCACUAGGGAGUCGAAUAACAAAAGUCGUUUCAUCAUAUCCUAAGCUGAAGAUAAAGUUAUCUGGGGAAACAUUGAAACAGGAAAGUUUGGUAGGAAGUCAUCAGGAGGUUUCUGCUUCUUUUAAAAUCAAUGAUGAAAUAGAGCUACUUUCUCAAGAUAGUGGCAUCCGAGGAUGUUGGUUUAGAUGCAAGGUCUUAGAGAUCUCCAGGAAGCAUUUGAAAGUUCAGUAUAAUGAUCUGGAGGAUGCAGAAAAUGCUGGAAAUUUGCAGGAAUGGGUUGCUUCAUGCAGAGUGGCUGCUCCUGAUAAAAUGGGUCUGAGAUGCUCUGGCCGUCUCACAACUCGUCCACGUCCACCUGAGGACUCCGGUGACUGCAUUCUUGAGGUAGGGACAUCGUUGGAUGUUUGGUUGUAUGAUGGCUGGUGGGAAGGGGUCGUAAUCGCAACUAAUGUAUGUGGAACCGAUCACCUGCAAAUGUACCUCCCUGGUGAAGAUAGAUAUAUGACCGUAGAGAGAUCGCAUGUAAGGGUGGCCAAAGAUUGGGUUAAUGGUUCAUGGGUUAAUGCGAAGACAAGCCCUGACAUUCUCUCCUAUAUCUCAGCAAAGUCAAAUUCGCGCUUAUUUGAUUGUACUAUGCCUCCUAUUUCAGAAGUUGUGGAAGUGGAAGAAGAUGGACAAGAAGCACCUGCUGUGGCCAAGCGUGAUCUUGUCCUUGGGAAUAUUGGGGACAAUACAGCAUUUAGUAGUCCAUUGAACAAAAAGGACAAUUUUUAUUUUGAGGUUAAUGAGAAAUUCGUGGGAAAUUUUAUUGGCUGUGGUGUUGGAAAUCUUGCUAAAGAUGACAGGCUGGGGUUGGAAAAGGAUUUUGAAUUUUGCAGGCAGCAAUGUGCACAGGUGAAUUCUGUGGAAGCUCCUGUCAGCUGAAGCAAAUUUUGUGAUGUGAAUGUAAGUAACAUACUUUGUAAAUAGACAGAGCAACCAAGAAAUCAGCAAUACAGAUCGAGGGAGUGAAGAUUUAUCGGAAAUUUUUAGCUGCGGAUUUUUGGGGUGGUGUAUAGAGAAGCUGAACAUACCUAUAUCAGAAGGUCUGAGUUCAAACAGCACUCUGUGGAAAAAAUUAAUACAACUCUUUUUUGUUGGUUCUUUAUUUUUAUUUUUUAUGUUUGUCAAUAGUAACAAGGUUUUUGAGUUAUAACUUAAAUUACCAUUGUAGCUUAAAACAAGUCUCCUCCCUUGAAUAUUAUUUAGGAGUACAUAGUACUCAAGUUCUCCGAGGUAUAAAAUUUGAUACAAGUAUGAAAUAUAGCAUCUUUUUACAUCCA